GGCGUGCGCCACACUUGAAGUGGGCGCGGGAGGCCGCAGCCGCGGAGCUGUGAUGGAGCUAGUGCAGGAAGCGCGGAAACUGGGUCGCUGGGCGGCUGAAGAGAUGGGGGCGCCCGCGGCGGCCCAGGCCCCGGAAUCGACGCUGCGCAGGCUGUGUCUGGGCCAGGGGGCUGACAUCUGGGCCUAUGUCUUGCAACAUGUGCACAGUCAGAGGACUAUCAAGAAGAUCCGGGGAAACCUACUCUGGUAUGGCCACCAGGAGAAUCCAGAGGUCCGUCGGAAGUUGGAGCUGGAAGCUACUGUGGCCCGCCUGCGGGCAGAGAUUCAGGAGUUAGACCAGAGUCUGGAGCUGAUGGAGCGAGAGACUGAGGCUCAGGACCUGGCCAUGGAGCAGGUACUGCAGAGCAUACAAGACACUCAGCGUCGAGCUCUCCUCCUUCGGGCCCAAGCUGGGGCCAUGCGAAGACAGCAGCAUGGGCUCCGAGACCCCACACUGAGAUUGCAGAACCAGCUCAGGCGCCUGCAGGACAUGGAGAGGAAGGCCAAAGUGGAUGUGAGUUUUGGACCCCUGACAUCAGCAGCCCUGGGCCUGGAGCCUAUGGUCCUGCGUGACACUCGAACAGCCUGCACCCUCCGGGCCCAGUUCCUGCAGAACCUCCUGAUUCCCCAGGCCAAGAGGGGCAGCUUCCUAAUCCCUCAUGAUGACCACUUUGGAACUUCCUACCAGCAGUGGCUUAGCACAGCAGAGACGCUGCUGAUAAACCACCCCCCGGGCCAUGUCCUGGCUGCCUUGGAGCACCUGGCUGCAGAGCGAGAGGCAGAGAUUCAGUCUCUGUGCAAUGAGGACGGGCUUGGAGAUAAGGAGAUAUCCAGGCCCGAGGCACCAGAGCAGUCAGACUCCGGCCAGGCCCUGCCGUCCAUGGUACAUCUCAUCCAGGAGCGUUGGCAGACUGUGGGUGCACUGGUCACCCAGAGGGGUCCCCUCCUAAAGGAGCGACAAGUCCUGACCCAGCACCUCCAGGGCCUGGUGGAAGAAAUAGAGAGACGUACUCUGGGCUCCCAAAGGCAGGCACUGAUGCUGGGGCUUCGGAGCUGUGGCCUGCGGGCAGAGCUUAAGGCUCUGCGUGCCCAGAGCCAGGAGCUGGAGGAGGCAGCUGGGCAGCGGCAGCUUCUGCUGAGGGAGCUUCAGGCCAAACAGCAGCGGAUCCUGCACUGGCGCCAGCUGGUGGAGGAGACCCAGGAGCAGGUCCGCCUGCUCAUCAAGGGAAACUCAGCCAGCAAGACCCGCCUGUGCCGGAGCCCCGGGGAGGCUCUGGCGCUGGUCCAGCGGAAGGUGGUCCCCACAUCUGAGACGGUGGCACCACAGAUCCAGGAGCGGUUUCGCUGUCUGGAGGAAGAAGUCCGGCAUCUGCCCCACAUUCUGCUGGGCACCCUGCUGCGGCACAGCCCUGGAGAGUUGAAGGCCCUGCCCACAGUCCUGCCAUCCAUUCACCAGCUGCACCCCGCAUCUCCAAGGGGCUCCAGCCUCAUAGUCCUGAGCCAUACGCUGGGACUGCCACCAGGGAAGGCACCAGAGCUGCUUCUCCCGGCGACUGCCUCUCUCCGCCAGGACCUUCUGUUCCUCCAGGACCAGCGAAAUCUCCGGUGCUGGGAUCUGGUUCACAUGAAGAACAGCCUGCGGUCAGGACCACCCACCCAGGAGCUGCUGCAGAGCCAGGCAUCCCAGGAGAAGGAGCAGAAAGAGAGUUUGGGGCAGGCUCUGAAGAAGCUGGAGAACCUGUUGAAACAGACACUGGAGCGAAUCCCUGAGCUGCAAGAGGCUGUGGGGGACUGGUGGGAGCAGCCAGGCCAAGUUGCCCUCUCUGGGGAGCUCUGCCAGGGCCUGUCCCUAGCCCAGUGGCAGCUACGCUGGGUUCAAGCCCAGGGGGCUCUGCAGAAGCUGUGCACAUGAAGAGGAAUUCAAACAGGAGUCAAGAAUUUCACAUUUGGUCACCUGGACACUGUACCUCUCCGAAUACGACAUUUGGAAGAAAGCACUGCCAGGAUUUGUCAGCCCUCAGCCCGAACCCAUACCUGCAGCCCUGUUUCAUAUUCUGCCAAAGCUAAGAGUACCCUGGACCACCCCCAGGCACCCCUGAAACUCUCUUCAUCACAUCCUCAUCCUUCAACCCAAAGUAACUGAGCAACUCCUCUAGGUGCUGAGGAUUCAGCAUUGACCAAAAAUAGACAAAGUCCCUGUCUUCCAGGGGUUGACAUUCUAUGACAGGAAGACACAGUUGACAAAAUAAGUAAACUAUAUGUUAGAAGGUAAUAGCUAUGGAGGGAAAAAAAGCAGGGUGUAGGGGGUAUGAUUUAAAUAGAGGCCUAUACUGCAAAGGUCACACUCCACAAAGGCAGGGAGCAGGAGCCACCAGGGUACCUGAGGAAGAGCUUGAAGGUGGCAGCGAUAGCACAUGCCAGGGCCCCAAGUUGGAAUGUGCUGGUGUGAACCAUAGAGGAAGUUGGUGUCGUGGAAGGAGAAGGGCAGCUAGUGUUAAAAGAUGAGAUGGUCUUCUAGUUCUUAAUACAUUGAAAUUUGAGCCAUUUGAGGUUUAUCCUAGCAAAUUGAUCCAAUUUUGUCUCACUUUACAUAUAUACCAACAGCGCUUAUUAAAAUUCCCAGAAGAUGAGGCUGCUUUCUAGGGCAUGGGAAUGUAUUUUGUGUGUUGAUAGCAGUAGAGGGUACAUAGGUGUAGAGAUUUAUCAGAACUAAUCUAGCUGUAUUCUUAACGCCUAUGUGGAUUAUUCUUCAAUUUAUAAAGUAAAGUUCUGCCCACUGGUUUGAGAUGCUACUCUUUCAUACACUAAAUUUCCAUGUUUCACUGGGCUAUAUCUGGAUUCUCUUCAGACCCGUUGUGUCUUUUAACUCUCUGCGUGCCAUUCAUCGGGUGUUUUAAGUAUAAAGGCUUUGAAUCCGAAAUGGUUGGUUGCUCUCGUGCUUAUUUUUCAAAUUUCCCUGUCUCUUGCUAAUUUUCUCUCCCAAAUGAAGUGAACAUUACAAU
This is a messenger RNA of Nycticebus coucang (slow loris), 3041 nucleotides long. RefSeq names its product HAUS augmin like complex subunit 5 (gene HAUS5). The transcript is spliced from 19 exons. NCBI's taxonomy places the organism in Eukaryota, Metazoa, Chordata, Mammalia, Primates, Lorisidae. The record is from RefSeq and is a predicted model, not a curated record. The coding region runs from base 53 to 1951 and encodes 632 amino acids. Gene Ontology annotation, cellular component: HAUS complex; centrosome. Gene Ontology annotation, biological process: centrosome cycle; spindle assembly.